AUGACCCAGAACUUGAAAAGGCUACAGAAUCUGAAAGAGAAUUUAUCUCCUGAGUCUCCAGCUAAUGAAGAAGAAACAGUUGACCUUGAUCUGAAUGAUCCAGAACUUGAAAAGGCUGCAACCCAAAUUCAAGCUUCCUUCAGGGGAUAUAAAACCAGACAGAAUCUGAAAGAUAAUGGAUCUGAAUCUCCAGCUAAUGAAGAAGAGAUAGUUGACCUUGACCUGAAUGACCCAGAACUUGAAAAGGCUGCAACCCAAAUUCAAGCUUCCUUCAGGGGAUAUAAAACCAGACAGACUCUGAAAGAGAAUGGAUCUGAAUCUCCAGCUAAUGAAGAAGAAACAGUUGACCUUGAUCUCAAUGACCCAGAACUUGAAAAGGCCGCAACCCAAAUUCAAGCUUCUUUCAGAGGCCAUAAAACCAGACAGAAUCUGAAAGAGAAUUUAUCUCCUGAGUUUCCAGCUAAUGAAGAAGAAACAGUUGACCUUGAUCUCAAUGACCCAGAACUUGAAAAGGCUGCAACCCAAAUUCAAGCUUCCUUCAGAGGCCAUAAAACCAGACAGAAUCUGAAAGAGAAUUUAUCUCCUGAGUCUCCAGCUAAUGAAGAAGAAACAGUUGACCUUGAUCUCAAUGACCCAGAACUUGAAAAGGCCGCAACCCAAAUUCAAGCUUCUUUCAGAGGCUAUAAAACCAGACAGAAUCUGAAAGAAAACGAACCUUCUGGUAAUGAAGAAGAAACAGUUGACCUUGAUCUGAAUGAUCCAGAACUUGAAAAGGCUGCAACCCAAAUUCAAGCUUCCUUCAGAGGCCAUAAAACCAGACAGAAUCUGAAAGAGAAUUUAUCUCCUGAGUCUCCAGCUAAUGAAGAAGAAACAGUUGACCUUGAUCUCAAUGACCCAGAACUUGAAAAGGCUGCAACCCAAAUUCAAGCUUCCUUCAGGGGUUAUAAAACCAGACAGAAUUUGAAAGAAAACGAACUGGAUGCCAUUGAUGUAAAGGGUUCUGACCAAGAAAUGAUUUCUGUGAUGUCUUAUACUAGUAAAAAACCAGAUGAAUUUUACAUGAUUUCUAAUAAUGAGCUUGGGUAUAUUGAUUUAAAUGAUCCAGAAUUAGAGAAGGCUGCAACUCAGAUUCAAGCAUCAUUUAGAGGAUAUAUGACCAGACAAAAUCUAAAUAAAGAUACACUAGUCACAGAAGAUCAAGAUGUCAUUGACCUCAAUGAUCCAGAACUCGAAAAGGCAGCUACUCAAAUUCAGUCAUUAUUUAGGGGUUACAAAACAAGGAAAAAUUUAAAAAGUGAUCCCCAUGAGCAAAAGGUAAUAGAGGUACAUGACAUUGAUCUUGAUGCUCCUGACUUGCAUAAAGCAGCAUCACUUAUUCAGGCCAGAUUCCGAGGUUACCAGUCACGGAGGAGUGCUAAGGAUUGCAAAUCUCUUGUGAAAGAUGAUAUAGAUGACAUUGACUUGAAUGAUCCAGAGGUUCUUAAAGCAGCUACUUUAAUUCAGGCUUCAUUUAGAGGUUUCAAAACAAGGAAGGGUACCGAACCACCUAAGCCAAGGGAGUGUGAAGGGAAUGACACUCACCUGAAUGGUCAUGAAAACAAUGAAGGAAUGCAGGACACUGUUAAUGGCAAGGUGAUGGACAAUGGAGAAGAUAAGGAGUUUGCUGAAAAAGCAGCUGAAAGAACAAAUGGGCAAGAAGGCACCAGAUACAUUGUAGAACCAUCAAUAAUAGUAACAGAUACCGAAACAAACACAGUGCUCCAAGCCAAAGAUCUAGAUGAUUCAACAGCUGAUAACAAAAACACAUUGGAAGUUGGCCAAGCUGGUGACAGUGACUGGUCUAAUGUCUCCAGUAGAGAUGCUAGCCCCUCCCCAGACCAGAGUGGACUCAAUGCUCCUGUUGACAUCACAGAGCUCAACACUGCAGCAACAAAGAUUCAAAGUAUCUUUAGGGGAUACAGAACAAGACAACAGAUAAAAAAACAUCGCACCAACGGCCCUGCACAUAGCAGAAACAAGGCGAAAAGAAGAGGUUCAUGCGGCAAAGACAAAGAAAAUGCUGCAGCCACGAAAAUCCAGGCAGCUUUCCGUGGCUUCAAGACGAGAAAACAUAUGAAAAAUACGUCGAGCAAACCUUCUUACCGCAGUUUGCCACGUGGACUGCAGCAGCGGAGGGAUAGUCUGGAAGCAGCGCAAAAGGAGGCUCGGCGAGGUAGCCUUACGAGGGACGUCCUGAUGGCCAGCGUCCUCGAGGAGCGAAUGCAGCACAGAGAACUACCACCAGAGGAUCCAGCGUUAACAAAAGCAGUUGUGACUCUACAAGCUGGUGUCCGAGGCUACCUUACUCGCAAGCACAUGGCAGAAGAGCGGGCGGCAUCUGAUCCAUCUAACGCAGACCAAAUCAAUGCAGAGGCAGCAGCUACAAAGAUCCAGGCUGGGUUUAGAGGUUACAAGACCCGCAAGAUGUUGAGGGAGAGAGCGCAGGCCAGCUUGGAUCUCAGUGAUCCAGCUGUGAUCCAGGCAGCUGUUAGGAUACAAGCUGCUCUCCGUGGACAUCUUGCCAGGAAGGAAUUGAGAGGAGCGUCCUAA
Molecule: messenger RNA, 2589 nt
Organism: Penaeus chinensis
Lineage: Eukaryota; Metazoa; Arthropoda; Malacostraca; Decapoda; Penaeidae
Product: abnormal spindle-like microcephaly-associated protein homolog
Exons: 2
Coding region: 1-2589 (862 amino acids)
Molecular function (GO): calmodulin binding
Source: RefSeq, a predicted model, not a curated record